Molecule: messenger RNA, 1960 nt
Organism: Paramisgurnus dabryanus
Lineage: Eukaryota; Metazoa; Chordata; Actinopteri; Cypriniformes; Cobitidae
Gene: b3galnt2
Product: beta-1,3-N-acetylgalactosaminyltransferase 2
Biological process (GO): protein O-linked glycosylation
Cellular component (GO): Golgi membrane
Molecular function (GO): UDP-glycosyltransferase activity; hexosyltransferase activity
Source: RefSeq, a predicted model, not a curated record
CAUCAGCGCGUACUAAGCGGACAUGAGUUCCGCACCUCGGCGCUGGGCGUCGGGAGUUGUGCGGUUCAUCCGCACGGUUCUGUGCGAGAUCCGUUUACCGGCGCUGACUGGAUCCGCCGCCCGUCCAUGCGCGCUGCCGUAGCGGCGCUGCUUCCGUGUGUCAUCGCGGUGCUCGUGCACUGGUGGUGCUGGUCGGACAGAACGGCUCUGCUGCUGGGUUUCGGGUCUGCAGAUGACCAGAAGGCUGUGCAUGAAGUCUUGGUUGGAGUUUUAUCAGCACGACAUCACUAUGACCACAGACAGGCCAUACGAGAAACAUGGCUGGGAUAUCUUAAAACUCAUCCUCUGUUCCAGAACCGGGUGAUGGUGAAGUUCAUCAUUGGUAAAUAUGGCUGUGCUGUUCCUGAGGAAGAUCGUGAAGAUCCGUAUUCCUGCACGCUGCUGAAUCUCACGCAGAAGGAAUCUGGACAGGAGAUGGACAUAUUGAGCGUGGCUGACACCUCUUGGUUGGAGCCGUCUGAUGUUUCUGCGCUCAGUCUGGAUUUUAAAGUUCUUCACGCUGUGGUCAUCACCCAGCUUGGUGUGUUUGUCAAUGGUCCACAGCAGGACUUCAGAGGCAACGUGACUGUACACUUAUUUCAGGUGGACCAGGAGGAGGAGAUCGUGACCGCUCGCUUUAGCACCGUCAGUCCAGGCACUCGUGUGGGUGCCAUCUUCUAUAAACCUGUGGAGCAGUUCAUUCUACCCAAGGGUUUUGAGGGAACUCUUCUCUGGCAGUGUCACGACCCAUCAGGCCUGAUGUCUAUCAACGCAUCAACCAUACGUCUCAAUAACGGUGGAGGAGUUCUCAAGUUUGGAUCUAUAGAAGUGGGUACACUGCCUCACAGGACUGCUCUGGGCUUCCCGGGUUUAGCUGGAGGAUUUACUUUUUCAGUAUACGAUGUGGAUGCGUUGUCUGAGCUCUUACGAGGGCGAUCGGGACGGCAGCAGAUCCGUUUGGCUGAACUCAGAGAUGAAGAUCAGGCACUGCAUCAGGAGAGCAUCACACAUGGUGAUAUGGUGUUUGUGGAUGUCGUGGACACAUACAGGAAUGUGCCAGUUAAACUGCUAAAGUUUUACAAAUGGGCGGUGGGAAACGCUGCCUUCAGACUGCUGCUGAAGACGGAUGAUGAUUGUUAUAUCGAUGUAGACGCCGUCCUGUUGAAGACCGACCACAGCAGACUAAAGCAAAGUCACCUGUGGUGGGGAAAUUUCAGACAGAAUUGGGCUGUUGACCGUGUGGGUAAAUGGCAGGAACUGGAGUACUCGAGUCCUGCUUACCCAGCGUUUGCCUGUGGAUCUGGAUAUGUGGUCUCCAGGGAUCUGGUGGAGUGGCUGGCCAGCAACGCUGAACAUCUGAAGGCUUACCAGGGAGAAGAUGUGAGUAUGGGCAUUUGGAUGUCUGCUGUUGGGCCCAGCAAAUAUCAGGACUCGGGUUGGUUAUGUGAGAAGGAUUGUUAUGUUGAUAUGCUAUCAUCUCCACAACACUCCGCUCAAGAGUUGCAUUCCCUUUGGGAGAGAAAGAAAAGGUGCGGGGAUCCCUGCGGUUGUGCCCAAUGAUUGGACACGAGAUGCCCAUCUUACUGCUGCUGCUCUGGACAAAUGUCGAUGUGCAUGUUUCACCUGUUAGAUGUGUGAAUGACUGAUGACUUUUUGUUUUCAAAUUCUGGUUUGAUGAGCCCUAGGAUAUUUACACACUUCAAAUCUCCUUCAUUGUUCCUGUUCACAUUUUGACUUUGAAGAUCCACUAUAAGAUUUCAAACAAAACAGCGUUUGUAAAAUGACAAAGCAGCAGCUUUUCUCUUCAUCUCUUUUUCUCUCUGUGCCCGUGUGCUUUUUAUUUGCUGAAAGUGUCAACACUGUCACACCAAACCUUUCAUUAUUAUUUCAUUACAACAGUAAAUUAAUAUAUUGUAACAGA